AUGGACACGUUGAUACGGCAACAGAUGUCAUUAUCGGGUUACAUUGCCCGUAUGUGGACGAAUCUGCAGAAACUCGGGCAGGCUCGGAUUACCGAGCUUGAGAUUAAAACGCGCCUGGAGCGACUCGACGAUUAUUGGCGGCAGUUUCAGAGUACACAUUUUCAACUUCUCCAAUAUGACGAACUUAGCCAACACGAGUACAGCACCAGAGAUAUUUUUACAAUCUCCGAGGAGAAUUAUUUUCUUGUACGAAACAAGUUUCUCACGGCUUUGCUCCCAAUGCAGUCGAGGGAAAGAGCGAACGAUGCGUCUCCAACGGCCGCGUCCCCCCUCAUCAGGCAAAUGCAAUUGCCAAAGCUCAAUUUGCCCAAAUUUUCCGGCGAGCAGCUUGGUUGGGAGAGCUUCCGGGAUCUAUUCCGCUCGCUGGUGCACGAGGUAUCCGACAUUCCCCCCGUGCAAAAACUGCAAUACCUGAGAGGUUGCCUGGCUGGUGAGGCGGAGGAGAUUGCCGCGAACCUGCCGCUGACCGAUGCUGCGUAUCAGGGCGCGUGGAAUGACCUUGUCGCACGGUACGACAACCAACGAAUCCUACUCUUCGUGCACAUGCGCAACGUGCUCUCCUGUCCGAAUGUCGCAAAGUCAUCGCCGUCAGAGAUCAAGCGCUUACUCGCCACCGUAAACCAGUCGAUCCGGGCCUUCACAUCCUUGAAACGUCCGGUCGACCAGUGGGAUGACUGGUUGGUACAUCUACUGGUCAGCAAAUUGGAUUCUCACACGCGUCUGCACUGGGAGACAUCUCUAGCGGAUUCGCGGGCGUUCCCCACGUUUAAGCAGUUACAGGAAUUCCUGGAAAAUCGCAUUCGGGCAUUGGAGGCGGCCAAUCCCGAAGCUUCUCUAGCGCGUACCACCUCCACGCCCAGUCCAAAAACCACGAAGGGCUCUAGGGUAUCCGCUAACAUGGCUUCAACGGCGAAGCCAAAAGGGAAGAGUAAAUGCCUUCUCUGCCAAGACGCUCACGCGUUACCGUACUGCGCAAGGUUCAAGGCCAUGACGGUUGUGCAGCGGAGCGAACAAGCGAAGAAAUUAGGCGCGUGCCUUAAUUGUCUGCGCGGGGGACAUCACGCCGAUGCCUGCCCGUCGACCGGUCGUUGCCUGGUGUGCGCCGGCAAGCAUCACACCGCGCUUCACGGGUUCCAGCCUCAACCCGUCGGGGUGUCGGGGGUUGUGAAUAUGAACGGUUCCCCCGCCUCCACAGCCAAGGCGCUCAACAUGAGCGUGUCCACUUACGUAUCCCGUCCGGCUGGAGUAACCCUUCUCGCGACAGCUCAGAUCAUCUUGCAGAGCGACGCGGGACAGUCGAUCAAGGUCAAAGCUCUUUUGGACCCCGGAUCUGAGGCUACGUUCGUCUCAGAACGAGCAGCCCAACAAUUGCGCGCGAGGCGGAAGCGCGUCCACGUGACAGUCGCGGGCCUUCAGGGUAUUCAGACGGGCACCGUCACUUCGUCCAUCGGAGUGGGAGUACGUUCUCCGGUCAACCCCACGGUGCACAUCAAAACCGAGGCACUCGUCCUCAGAAAUCUAACCAAUUUAUUACCUGCGAAACAAGUGCUACUCCCCUCGGGUAUGCAUCUAUUUGGAUUGACCUUGGCCGACCCGUUGUUCAACGUACCCGCAAAGGUGGAUGCGAUUUUGGGCGCAGACAUCUAUGAUCGAAUCCUGGAGCCUGAUAUUCGUCGCGGAGAUCCGGGUACGCCGACGGCCUUGCGCACCGCGUUCGGCUGGGUGCUCACCGGGACCGUGCAGGCGAACGAACAAGGGACGGUGGCUUCCCACCGUCUCUCCGUGCAUCAUGCCCUGUCGACGGACGAUAUCUCAAGGGCUCUUCAACGAUUCUGGGAGAUAGAGGAGAUCCCAUCUCAACAGCCUCAAGACCCCGAUGAAACCAAAGCCGAACAGCAUUUCCGUGCGACCCAUGCACGAGACCUCACGGGUCGAUACGUGGUUCGCCUCCCACGGAAGGAGGACAAGGCUGUGCGACUUGGGGCCUCUCGACCCGCUGCACUUUCCAUGCUGCUGAGUUCUGAACGCCGGCUGAGUAAGCAGCCGGACCUACACAAACGCUAUACCGACUUUAUGGUUGAAUACCUGGCCCUAGGCCAUAUGAAUCCGGUCGGUCCCGAGAAGUCAGUUGCGCGGGACUCGUAUUAUCUACCGCAUCACGCCGUGUUCAAGGCGGGGGAUCCCGCCGGCAAAAUACGAGUAGUCUUUAACGCGUCCUGUCGCACCACUUCUGGAUACUCUUUAAACGAUUGUCUUUUACCAGGUCCAAGGUUGCAGGCGGAUCUGUGGCUGAUACUCUCCAAGUGGCGGCUGUUUCGGAUCGGGUUUAUGGCCGAUAUUGUCAAGAUGUUCAGGCAGAUCCAGGUACAUCCUGAAGAUGCGAACCUACAGCGCAUCCUGUGGCGUGCGACUCCGUCCGAAGAGGUGCGUGAUUAUUACCUCACCACCGUCACGUACGGAGCAACGUCGGCCCCCUUUUUGGCGCUGAGAACGCUACGUCAGCUGGCGCAGGACGAAUCGGAGCGCUUUCCGCUGGGAGCGGCCAUCCUCACCCGCCACUCCUACGUGGAUGACAUUCUAGCCGGUGGUGAUUCUUAG
Linepithema humile (Argentine ant) is the source of this 2658-nucleotide messenger RNA. The record is from RefSeq and is a predicted model, not a curated record. Lineage: Eukaryota; Metazoa; Arthropoda; Insecta; Hymenoptera; Formicidae.